This is a messenger RNA of Meleagris gallopavo (turkey), 4246 nucleotides long. Lineage: Eukaryota; Metazoa; Chordata; Aves; Galliformes; Phasianidae. The record is from RefSeq and is a predicted model, not a curated record.
CUGUGUGGUCACCAUUCUCCCAUCCUCAGCUUGCUGCUGGAGGGAGAUUGUGGGGAACCGUGUUAUUGCUGAUGAUGAGGAUCAGCCUAGGGAGGAUUGGUGGAUCCUCAUCAGCCCUUCUUGGCAGCUCUUUUAGAAACUGGUGAGUCUGGAUGAUAAACACUGGAUGAUGACAAAUCUGCUUAGCACGGGGGAUCUGCAAUGUUCAUUUCUAUGGGCAGAAGUGGGCUUUUAGAGAAGGCAAAGAGGAGGAUGUUGGGGCUCCAUAGAAUCCUCUGCUCACUCUUCUGUAGGUUUUCUCCAAAAUCUUCAGCCACGAGGCUCUGGAGAGCUAUCUCCCCAAGAUCCAGCUGGUGAUCAAGGACACCCUGCGGGCUUGGAGCAGCAAUCCCGAUCCCAUCAACGUCUACCAUGAGGCCCAGAAGCUCACCUUCCGCAUGGCCAUCCGCGUCCUGCUGGGCUUCCGCAUACCCGACGAGGAGCUCAACCGUCUCUUCGAGGUCUACCAGCAGUUUGUGGAGAACGUCUUCUCCUUGCCUGUGGAUCUGCCCUUCAGUGGCUACAGGAGGGGCAUCCGGGCACGUGAGACACUGCAGAAGGGGCUGGAGAAAGCCAUCCAGGAGAAACUGCAGAACACACAGGGUAAGGACUAUGCCGACGCGCUGGAUAUCCUGAUAGAGAGCGGCAAAGAACACGGCAAGGAGCUCACCAUGCAGGAGCUGAAGGAUGGUACCCUAGAGCUCAUCUUCGCCGCCUACGCCACCACAGCCAGCGCCAGCACCUCUCUCAUCAUGCAGCUGCUCAAACACCCGCGGGUGCUGGAGAAGCUGCGGGAGGAGCUGCGCAGCAAAGGCAUCCUUCACAACGGCUGCAUCUGCGAGGGCUCCCUGCGCCUCGACAACAUCAGUGGCCUUCACUACCUGGACUGUGUCAUCAAGGAGGUGCUCCGCCUCUUCACCCCCAUCUCCGGCGGGUACCGGACGGUGCUGCAGACCUUCGAGCUGGAUGGUUUCCAAAUCCCCAAGGGCUGGAGCGUGAUGUACAGCAUCCGGGACACCCAUGACACCGCCCCCGUCUUUAAGGAUGUGGACGUCUUCGACCCCGACCGCUUCGGGCAGGGCCGCAGCGAGGACAAGGAGGGCAGGUUCCACUACCUCCCCUUUGGAGGGGGUGUACGGACCUGUCUGGGCAAACACUUGGCCAAGCUCUUCCUCAAGGCCUUGGCCAUCGAGCUGGCCAGCACCAGCCGCUUCGAGCUGGCCACCAGGACUUUCCCCAAAAUCACCUUGGUGCCCGUGGUCCACCCAGUCGACGGACUCAAGGUUAAAUUCUUCGGACUGGAUUCCAACCAGAACGAGAUCCUGACGGGGACGGACGUCAUGUUGGGGGCCACUGUGUAGAGCCUACCAGGGAUGGGCGGCUGGGGAUGGAGGGGUGGGGUAGGGACAGGGGGAUGAACAGGAGGGGAGAGGAAUGAGGAGCUUCUCUACGACGCUCACUUGGCAGAGCCUCCAGGUUGGGACUGUUUCCUCCACUGGCAAAGCUGCCAAAAUCCUUCUGCUCCGGGCAUGGAGGAGCUUGGGGUGGCAUCGUGCCUCUCGCUUCCUCCAGAAAGAGGAAGAGUUGUGAAUCCCGAGUAGAACUGGGACUGUCUGACCAUACACAGUAUCUAAAUAUUAUAAAUAUAUAUAUAUAAAUAUCUAUAAAACACUUCUGCUGCCAGGAGAGCGCUGCAAAGCCCCGAUAGUGGGAAAGGCUUUGGGAACCAGCUGGCAGCCAGCGGUCUGGUGGCCCAGCGUGGCCCGCCAAGCUUGUUUUUAACAGUGUUAAAUUAGCUGGUGAUAACAGUGUUUUAUUUUUGUUGUUGUUGUUCGUUUGUUUGGUUGUGUUUGUUUUUUUUUUAUUAUUUUGGGGCUCUGAGGGCUGCCCUGGGCAAAGGGGAGAUGAGCGAUGCCCAUUCCCAUCCCACCCGUUUGGGCAGGUUUGGGGGAGUGCUGCCCUUUCGUCUCCGCCGAGGGACCAAAAAAACCCUGUGGUGCCUUGUCUGAGGCUGAGCCGUCUCUCCAAAGCCUCAGAUGAGUGUGGUUUGGGGUGGGGGGAGCUCCUUUUUUUUUUCUCCUUGAGUUUCCUGCUGCUGCUACACAUCCUGUGUGCACCGCUCCCCCUUCCCCACGCAGAGGCAUCCCUUUGGGGGCAUUUUGGUGCCUUUGCUCUCCCUCAGGGUGUGGGCACCUCCACGAUCUGCUGCAGCUCUGUGAGCACUGAGCUGUUCUGUUUGGGUGCACCCUCUUCCACGGGAGGCAUUUUGCAUUAAAGGUGAUCUCUAUAAAUAAGCCACCGUCCGCAUCGUUUGUCUCGUGUCUGGGUUUUGGUUGGCGAUGGGAGAGCUCUGCAGGAAGGAGAGAAGGGCUGUGCAUCUGAAGUACAAGGUAUCAUGAGCUUCGUAUGCUGGGUGGGUUUAUUUGGUUUGAUUUGAUUUCUUUUAUUGGCAUGAGAAAGGCUUCCAUGUGUUGCGUGAGACAGGCGGGUUGUGUUGAAAGCAGACGUGGCCUCACAUGCAGGUGCAGAGCAAAGGCUGGUGUUUGGUUCAACCUGAGCAUCAGGUUGGGAGAUCCCAUUGGGAUUGGAGGCCCUUCAUCUCGGGGAAGAUCCAAGCAGCCUUGCUUUCUCCCAUCUCCUACCCUGGAGGAUGAGGUAAGGAUGAGGACCGUGGGGUGGUGGGGAAAGAUCUCAUGUUGGGGUGGGCAGCUUGGCUUUUAGCUUUAAAGGUGUCCAGAUAAGUCGAAGGGGCUGAAAUGGGAAGGAUGAGGGGGCAGAUGUCGCUUACCAGGUUGCUUUGCAGGUUGUGCUCUUGAUGAGUGGGUGCCUCGUUGGAAGGUCAAAGGAUGUGUGGGUGAGCAGUGAUGAUGGCUGCCUCUGCCAUUGUCAUCUGGUGGGGUGAGGAGCAGGGAGGCAGAGUUUGAGCUGGGGGAAGCACUUGAGGUUGGGUCAGCCAAGCUGCCAGAAACCCCCAAGAGCACCCCAACGGAUGGUUUCCACUCACACCAGGGAGCACGACUUGAUUUUCAGGUGGAUUUAACCCCAAAUAAAGCUCCCAGUCCUCUAAAGGAUGCCACUGAGGUCCGGGUCUUGCCUUCUGGUCGGUAAGCAACGUGCCAUACCCAAGAGGGAGGUCUGAGCGUUAUGUGCCACCUGGGCACUGUGUCCCUGGAGUGGAGGAUCAGUCAGUUUGCUGACAUGGGAACUCCAAGGGAAAUGCUAGGCACUAGUGAGACUUCAGGCAUUGGAGAGAAAACAUUUCCAGAGAUGGAAGGGGUUUAAUUGCAAUGAGAAUCCCAACAGGAAGCAAAGGAGAACACAACCCAAAUGCAGUGAGAAUGGGUGAGCUUCCCGUGGGCAAGUGUGUAGAGAAAGGUUUGCUGCAUGCAAGGGUCAUUGUCCAUGGUGUUGGCUGAUGAUGAACACGUGUAGGGCAUGGAGAUGGGGCAUGAGGUGGAGGAUGCAGGAUGAAAACACACAAGGAACCCACAGCCAGGAGUCCCCCAUUCCCAGCUGAGACAUACUGGGGGCGAAACUGUGGCUGGGAGAGAGAGGAGGUGAAAAAAUGGGAGAGAUGGAGAUUGGAUGGCCAACAAGGGCCAGAGGUUCAGCCUAAAGUCCAGCGGUGGCUUCAUGCUGUGCUCCCAUGGGUGAGAUCUCUGGGGUGAAUUUGGGAUGGACUCAGUGAAGGGCGGCCAGUGGAGGGUUUGGUUCAACUGUGAUUUGAACUUCCAGUGUCGUUACAAAGUGAAAAACCAAACAUGCUUUUGAGUGAGUGGUUGACUGGAGAGUGGUAAUGUCAGAUGCAUACAUCCAUUAUAUAUAUAUGCUUACACCACGUGUAUAUAUAAUGUGUGUAUGUGUAUUUAAUCUAGGCACCAGUAAGCCAGGCUUUUGUUUUACCAUUCCUAACUAAUAUAACUUGACUAAAAAAGAAGUUGCUGCAGUGGGUUUGCAGAAUAAAGCACUUUGAAUCUCAGAAUUGUGUUUUUUUUUUUCUUAGCACAGUCCAGUUCGCUAUAAUGUUAUUUUAUACACAGUUAUUAUUAUUUUUUGUCUGUCUUUAUAAACUAUUAUAAGUACUAUUUUUGUUAUAAUUCAAAAUAGAUAUUUAGUAUAAAGUUUUGUUGUUAAAUAUUUGUUAUUUAGUAAAAUAUGAUUUUUUUUUCUCUCUAUUGUAAACAUUGUCUGGAAAAAUAUUAAUAUG